AGCGGAUACAGGUGUAUAAGUGCUGCAUGUUCAAUGAGUCAUGUAGAUAAGUAGAUACGAAGAGAUCGAGGGAGAACAGAGAAGAAGCGGACUGAAGCCGGUUUUAAAGAAGUCAAGCCAAACUGAACCCGCAGACAUGGCUUUCAACACGCUGACCUCGAGAGCAGUUUUGCUGUAUGAUGAGUGGAUCAGAGAAGCAGAUCCACGGACGGAGAACUGGCUCCUAAUGUCCUCGCCGUUCCCCCAAACGUUCAUCAUCGCUGCUUACAUCUACUUUGUGACAACACUAGGACCUCGGGUCAUGGAGAACCGUAAACCCUUUGACCUCAAGCGGCCCAUGAUCAUCUAUAACUUCGGCAUUGUGGCUUUUUCGCUGUACAUGAUUUACGAGUUUCUCAUGUCUGGUUGGGCGAACGGAUACACCUAUGGGUGUGACCUUGUCGAUUAUUCAAGUUCUCCUCAGGCUGUCAGGAUGGCGUGGACCUGCUGGCUGUACUAUUUCUCCAAAUUCGUUGAGAUGCUGGACACUGUUUUCUUUGUCCUGAGGAAAAAGAACAGCCAAGUAACUUUCCUGCAUGUCUACCAUCACUCCAUCAUGCCCUUCACUUGGUGGUUUGGAGUCAAAUUUGCACCAGGUGGUCUGGGAACUUUCCACGCCCUCCUGAACUGCGUCGUCCAUGUCAUCAUGUACACCUACUAUGCUCUCUCCGCACUGGGACCCGCCUACCAGAAGUACCUGUGGUGGAAAAAGUAUAUGACCUCCAUCCAGCUGGUUCAGUUUGUGAUGGUGACCGCUCACAUCGGCCAGUUCUUCUUUAUGAAAGAUUGUCCUUACCAGUUUCCCGUCUUCCUCUACAUUAUUGGUCUAUACGGGCUGAUCUUUCUGAUCCUGUUCCUCAACUUCUACUACCACGCCUACACCAAGGGCAAGAGGCUUCCCAAAGUGCUCCAGAACGGAAACUGCCAUCAGAACGGAAAUUACCUUCACAAAAAGCCUGAGUAAUAUCUGUGGGAAUAUUCCUUUUUAUUUCAGAGUAUGUUUGAGGUUCCACUCCCCUGUUUUAUGUUAAAACUAUCGUGGAAUACCACCUUUAUCACUGGAUUUAAUAUUUCCAAACAUGCACACUGGUGUUUCAUUAGAGAUGCUGUAUUCAUGUUCGUUUUCACUUCAGGCUAUGAAAUGAGUAUGGGGUGCAUGUACUAUAUUGUUUUUAAGGUCCCCCACUUCACCUGUAAAUAUUAGCGUAUAUUGAUCUUUGGAAUAUGAUUGACCUGCUGGCCAAAUCUGAUAGGAGGUUAUGAGAGCAAUGGUGACUUUGACGUUUUAUCUAAAAGGGUUUUUGACGGUUAUGUUUUAGUUGUAACUAAAUGAUCCCGAAAUCCUUUUAAACCUGGAGGAGUUUUGACCGAUUUACCUUGUGCUCGAACCUGAAGGUUUACUGCAUGCAGAAGUGAUGUCAUCUGAAGUUAUUUUUGUCAAUGAUGCGGCUUUGACUAUUUAUUUGUUAAUUUAAUGUUUCUUAAUGUGUUCCUCCUUUUAAAAAAAAUGCUGAAUGGUUUCUGAUCGAAUUGGCCGUUAUGCUUUUUAUUCAAGACCGAAGACUUUGAUGCCAACAUUAUCCAAUGUCUUUUAAACCUUUGUAACUUUGUUUAAAAAAAAAAAAAACAGUUUUAUAAUGUGACAAAAUAAAUUAUUUUCAAUAAUG
Paramisgurnus dabryanus is the source of this 1706-nucleotide messenger RNA. RefSeq names its product very long chain fatty acid elongase 7-like. Lineage: Eukaryota; Metazoa; Chordata; Actinopteri; Cypriniformes; Cobitidae. The record is from RefSeq and is a predicted model, not a curated record. Gene Ontology annotation, biological process: very long-chain fatty acid biosynthetic process; sphingolipid biosynthetic process; fatty acid elongation, polyunsaturated fatty acid. Gene Ontology annotation, cellular component: endoplasmic reticulum; endoplasmic reticulum membrane. Gene Ontology annotation, molecular function: fatty acid elongase activity.